AUGUCUGAGGUAUCUCAUCCCGCUAGGAAGAAGGUUUGGCAUCCCAAGGUCUUCUCCGGCUGCAUCAAGUGCAAACAGAGGCAUGUGAAAUGCGACGAGAAAAAGCCAGCCUGUCUGAGGUGUAUCAAACUCGGAGUCAAAUGCCCUGGCUACCGGCUCCCCGUCCCGCGGAUCUUUGAUAUACGACCCCGGCCGAGAUUCGACACGGAAGAGGAUAAGGUCAGUUACGAUUAUUUCGUCACCAGCGGCUCGAAAGUUAUCUGCAAUUUUCAGCAGAACUCGUUACAAUUCUGGACGCGCCUCGCACCACAACUCGCCGAGACGAACGACGCAGUCAGACACGCUCUGGUUGCCCUUGGUGCCCUUCAGGAGCCCUUACAUCGCGUUACAGUCGACCAACUCGCCACAAACCGGCGACCAGAAAUAUCUCCGUUAGCUAUCGCUCAUACGACCAAAGCCAUCCAUCAGAUGAGAAUUGCUGAUCCCAAGUCCCUUUGUGUUGAAGUCGCCGUCUCAUGCUGUAUAUUAUUUUUGGCACUGUCGAUCUGGAUGGAAAAGACUGCAGGCCCCCCCAUUCACAUUCUGGCUGCUCACCGUAUUCUGAAGGAAAGCACCGGCGACAAUACAAAUAAUUCCCGCUCCAAGAAUAAUGAUCUAUCCAGAAUCUACGUGCCUAUGGUUGAUGGGUUGAUAGUUCACGCAUGCACCUUCACGGACCAGUUUCCCCCACCAAGCUCGGGAAUCCCGCCCGACUACCUACUCCAAUACGGAUUGGAUGGCAUUGGUGCAAUGUCAAACAUGCCUGAAGCCCUCCAUGCCAUCAACACCCUUCUCAAAUCCGUCCUUCGAGCCACAUAUCAUGCCGAUACCACUUCCAAUGCCGUGACAAGGUCGAUAUCAUCCGCAAUCUCCUGUUAUGGCCGGAAGUUGGAAGACCUCCGUGCUGCGAAUAAGUGCUCGGAAGACCUGGAAAGGUAUUAUCAACUUCGACUACACCAUAGAAUGGCGUAUUUGAUGUUUCACACACUGGGCCAUGAUGACGAAUGGAUCUAUGACGGCCAUUACGAGGGAUUCUACUUCAUCCUUGAACAAAGCAGACGCAUUAUCAAGCAACGAGACACGACCUCCGCUAAGACCACAUCUGCCCUCAACCCAACGUUUGGCUUGAUACCACCUCUAUUCUUCGUCGCCACCAAAUGCCGAGAUUCUCUCCGUCGUCAAGCUCUUCAGGCCUUGCACAGCGUCUUUCGAAACGAACGUGGCUGGACCAGCUGCAUGGCCACAACAAUUGCAAAAUUCGUCAUUCAAGAAGAAGAGCAAACCGUUGACUAUAUCUGUGAAGAGCAAAUAUCUCGGCCUCAGCGACGCAUUCGAUUGGAUCAAGUCGAAUUCUCAAGCGCACAAAGAAAGAUGCAUCUAAAGUACACCAUGUUCACGAAGAAAGGAGCGGCUGGCCAGCCUCGCUCGACUAGGAUUCCAUAUUGCCCGCAUCCAUCUGUAGAGAGUGACGGCGUGACUAGUGAUAUGUCACGAAAAGUUUUAAGAGCCUGUGGAUAUACGAGUAUCAUUCUCUUCACGCCGCCUAUUGAGUGCCAUUGCCCGGCUUUCCAGACCAAAGGACCGUUGCCGAGAGCCACCAAAGCCGGUUUAGAAUCGAUAAAUCUAGACGAAGUUCGUUGGCUCCAACUCACGGAAACACAAUGA
This is a messenger RNA of Rhinocladiella mackenziei CBS 650.93, 1704 nucleotides long. RefSeq lists its product as uncharacterized. The transcript has a single exon. Gene Ontology annotation, biological process: regulation of DNA-templated transcription. Bases 1 to 1704 code for a protein of 567 amino acids. Gene Ontology annotation, molecular function: DNA-binding transcription factor activity, RNA polymerase II-specific; zinc ion binding. The record is from RefSeq and is a predicted model, not a curated record. NCBI's taxonomy places the organism in Eukaryota, Fungi, Ascomycota, Eurotiomycetes, Chaetothyriales, Herpotrichiellaceae.